Gaeumannomyces tritici R3-111a-1 is the source of this 4159-nucleotide messenger RNA. RefSeq names its product DNA-directed RNA polymerase I subunit RPA2. The coding region runs from base 245 to 3967 and encodes 1240 amino acids. Gene Ontology annotation, biological process: DNA-templated transcription. Gene Ontology annotation, cellular component: nucleus; RNA polymerase I complex. The transcript is spliced from 2 exons. The record is from RefSeq and is a predicted model, not a curated record. Gene Ontology annotation, molecular function: DNA-directed RNA polymerase activity; ribonucleoside binding; DNA binding. NCBI's taxonomy places the organism in Eukaryota, Fungi, Ascomycota, Sordariomycetes, Magnaporthales, Magnaporthaceae.
GUGCGAACUGGCAGAGAGAAGCUCUUUUUUUUUUUUCUCCAACCCUUCAAGUCGACGGGACUGGAUGCAACCCACGUCUCACAUCGUCACGGCCAGCGACUAGGCGGACUCGCAUGCAGCAUACACACUGCUUCUUUAUCCAUUGACAUCUUGAGGCGCCCUAGGCCUCCUCGCGGCCAUCUGCUUGUUCCCCCAUUGGCCCCUCCUCCAACCGAACUGACUGGCCGUGCUCGGCGAAGUCAAGAUGGCGCCGACCGCGACGAGCGUACAAUGGGACCACGAAUAUAAUACUCUCCGCCGCGAAAAUCUGUUCAGAAACCCUCCAAAGGACCAUACAGCAUACCCGGCCCUGCAAAAUGCUGUCAACCCGCACAUCGAGUCCUUCAAUGCUCUUUUCAGAGACGAUGGACGGCCCGGUCUUAUAGACCAUGCGAUCGCCGACAUUGGCACCAGGCUCUACUUCGACGGCGAUGCGAAGAUCCCCCUUUCCCAGAGGAAUCGGCUUACCGUGCGGUACAAGAGCGUCAAUCUGCAAAAGUCGUAUGUCCCUGUGACAAACAAGCUGGCCAAGACUCGCGAGAUCUUCCCCGCCGAGUGCAGGGAGCGCCAUGCUACAUACAGAGGAAAGCUCUCUGCCACGUUCGAGUUCCAGAUCAACGAUGAAGAGCCUCAGGAGUUCGUGCGCGAGAUCGGCCAGAUGCCUAUCAUGGUCAAGUCAAAUAGAUGUCAUCUUGAAGAGAACUCUCCAGCCCAGCUUGUGGAACGCAAGGAGGAGAGUGAGGAACUCGGUGGUUACUUCAUCGUCAACGGCAACGAGAAGAUCAUCCGGCUGCUCCUGCUCAACCGGAGAAACUUCCCCCUGGCCAUCAACCGCCCCAGCUUCCAGAACCGAGGGCCCUCAUAUACGCCGUACGGCAUCAUAAUGCGAUGCGUGCGGCCAGACGAGACCUCGCAGACCAAUGUCCUCCAUUACCUCAAUGACGGCAACGUUACCUUCAGGUUCUCGUGGAGGAAAAACGAGUACCUUGUGCCUGUCAUGAUGAUCCUCAAGGCGCUCGUCGAGACCAACGACCGAGAGAUUUUUGAAGGGCUUUGUGGCCCGCCUGGUUCCAAGGGCGUGGAGAACUCGUUCCUGACAGAUCGCGUGGAGUUGCUGCUGCGAACAUACAAGGCAUAUGGUUUGUACAGCAAGUCUAAGACGCGGGCGUAUCUGGGAGAGAAGUUCCGGGUCGUUCUGGGCGUCCCGGAAACCAUGUCCCACUACGAAGUCGGCACCGAGUUCCUCCGCAAGAUCGUGUUGGUACACAUCGGGAGCGUUGCCGUCACGGAGCAACAGGACUCGGACAAGUUCCGCAUGCUGCUCGUCAUGAUGAGGAAGCUGUACGCUCUGGUCGCUGGCGAGUGCGCUGUCGACAACCCGGACGCGAUCCAGAACCAGGAGAUCCUCCUCGGCGGAUUCCUGUACGGCAUGAUCUUGAGGGAGCGCUUGGAGGAGCUGCUUAACACCCACCUUCGCCUCGUUCUCCGCGACUUUCAUAGGAGAUCUCCGGCCAACACAUUCACCUCGGCGGCGUUUGCCAAGGAAUUCCCCGCAAACAUAUUCAGAAGAACCAACGAGAAUAUCGGAAACAGCCUAGAGUACUUCCUUUCCACCGGAAACCUCCUGAGCCCGUCAGGUUUGGACUUGCAGCAGACCUCUGGAUUCGUCGUGGUCGCGGAGAAGCUCAACUUUUUACGUUUCAUCAGCCACUUCCGCAUGGUCCAUCGUGGCAGCUUCUUCGCGCAGCUCAAGACGACGACAGUCAGAAAACUGCUACCCGAGUCCUGGGGCUUUCUCUGCCCUGUCCACACCCCUGAUGGUUCACCCUGUGGCCUUCUGAACCACCUUGCCCAUACGUGCAAGAUCAUGACAGAUAGCGUCGACGUUUCGGCCAUCCCCAGGCUUGCAGCCGAGCUCGGUGUCGUCAAUACAUCGUCGGCUGCGACUGAGGAGAGCGUGGUCGUGAUGCUGGACGGCAAGAUCCUGGGAUGGUGCAGCCCUGGACAGUCGCGCAGAAUCGCCGACACUCUGCGCUACUGGAAGGUUGAGAAAUCACAUGGGGUGCCAGUCGAGCUGGAGAUCGGCCUGGUCCCCCCAUCAAAUGGCGGGACAUAUCCUGGAAUCUACAUGGCGUCGCAAGCCUCGAGAAUGGUCAGGCCCGUCAAGUAUCUGCCCCUGGAGAAAGAAGAUUUCGUGGGGACCCAGGAGCAGCCGUACAUGUCUAUCGCCUGCACAGAACCCGAGAUUGUCUCUGGGGAGUCGACUCAUGUCGAGUUCGAUCCGACCAACAUGCUCUCCAUCCUCGCCAACAUGACGCCGUUUUCCGACUUCAACCAGUCCCCUCGAAACAUGUACCAGUGCCAGAUGGGUAAGCAAACGAUGGGUACCCCUGGGGCUGCACUACGCCACCGAACCGACAACAAGAUGUAUCGCCUACAGACCGGCCAGACCCCUAUCGUGCGCGCGCCGUUGCACAACGAGUACGGAUUCGACAACUUCCCCAACGGGACAAACGCCGUAGUCGCUGUCAUCUCUUACACAGGAUACGACAUGGACGACGCCAUGAUUAUCAACAAGUCGGCCCAUGAACGUGGCUUCGGGCACGGAACCAUCUACAAGACCAAGAAGAUUACGCUCAAGGACGACUCCCGGACCCGCUCAGCAAAGAAUGUCACGAAGCUGUUCGGGUUCGCCCCAUCCGGCGCGGUCAAGGGAUGGCAGCGGGAGAUGCUGGACGAAGACGGCUUGCCCUGGAUCGGCCGCGAGGUCAAGGAAGGGGAUGUGAUUGCGGCGUGGCAUACGGUAUCGGCAGACUACAGCGACCAGCUCAUGAAUAGAGACGGCAUCACGCACUUUGAAAAGUACAAGGACUCGGAGACGGCCUACAUCGAGGAGGUGCGCCUGAUCGGCAACGAGAACGGAGUAGAGCCUCUACAGACCGUUUCCAUCAAGUUCAGGAUACCCCGGUCUCCUAUCAUUGGCGACAAGUUCUCCUCGCGACACGGGCAAAAGGGUGUGGCAUCGCAGAAGUGGCCAAUGAUUGAUAUGCCCUUUUCCGAGUCGGGCAUGCAACCAGAUGUUAUCAUCAACCCGCACGCCUUCCCGUCCCGAAUGACGAUUGGCAUGUUUGUCGAGUCGCUGGCGGGUAAGUCGGGGGCGCUGCACGGACUAGCGCAGGACUCGACACCCUUCAGGUUUGACGAGGAGGACACGGCGGCCGAGUACUUUGGACACCAGCUCAUGAAAGCCGGAUACAAUUUCCAUGGAAACGAACCCAUGUACUCGGGCAUCACGGGCCAGGAGUUGGCGGCGGAUAUCUACAUCGGAGUGGUCUACUACCAGCGGCUGAGGCACAUGGUGAACGACAAGUUCCAGGUGCGAACGACGGGUCCCGUCGUUCCGACGACUGGACAGCCCAUCAAGGGAAGGAAGCGAGGUGGUGGUAUCCGAGUGGGUGAGAUGGAGCGCGAUGCUCUCCUGGCACACGGAACGGCGUUCCUCCUGCAGGACCGGCUCCUCAACUGCUCCGACUACUCGAGGUCUUGGAUCUGCCGAAGCUGCGGGACAUUCCUGUCGGUGCAGCCGACGGUUUCACCGUUUGUUGGCAAGCGGAAGAUCAACACGGUGAGGUGUCGAGGCUGCGCAACACGUCUGGACAAACUGGACGACGACGUGGAUGUGGCAAAGCUGGACGGCGAGAUCUGGGAGGACGGACAGGGGAACCAGUGGAUCGGUGGCGACAACACGACUCUGGUCGUGGUGCCUGGCGCGCUCAAGUUCCUGGAUGUGGAACUGGCGGCCAUGGGCAUCAAGCUGAAGUACAGGGUGGACCCCAAAGACGCGCCGAGGAAGGGCCCAAUGAGGCGAGCCGGUGUGGACGGCUUCCAUGUCGGAGGCUCGGCCGUGGCGCUGCCUCCCUCAUAUUAAGGGCUCGGUGCAGCUCUCGGUCUCUCAAGUGUGGUUCUAGGAUUAUGUAACGUAUGUAACGCGAAGCGCAAAAUAAAGACGGGAUUACAUGAUUGCCGUUACUGCAAGUCGGGGCUUUGAAAGCGGAAUGGUGCUCCGCCUACGAGAGGGAGCAGGCCAACACGACCGAGGAUACCAACAUGACCAACCUUG